Messenger RNA from Branchiostoma floridae (Florida lancelet), 744 nucleotides. Its product is annotated as multiple epidermal growth factor-like domains protein 6. The record is from RefSeq and is a predicted model, not a curated record. Gene Ontology annotation, molecular function: protein binding; calcium ion binding. NCBI's taxonomy places the organism in Eukaryota, Metazoa, Chordata, Leptocardii, Amphioxiformes, Branchiostomatidae. Bases 1 to 744 code for a protein of 247 amino acids. The transcript has 8 exons.
AUGGGGGCCGCCAUAGCGUUCGUCUGCCUGGCAGUUCUUGCUGUAAUACCCGACUCACAAUGCUCCACAUGUUUCCAGACCUACCAAUGCUCCGUCUCCCAGACUUAUCGCCAGAGUUACCAGGUUAACUGUGGCACCUGGGGAUGGGACUGGCAGAGAUGUACAAGAUACAGGAUCGCCUACCGCAGGGCAUAUUCCACCUGUCGACGAUGCUGUACUGGGUACACGGGAAGCUCAUGUACAGAUCGCAACGAAUGCGCCAGCAGCAAUGGAGGGUGUGCCCACAACUGUGUGAAUACAGUAGGGAGUUACCGGUGCACAUGUCGACCUGGAUACCAGCUAUAUUCAUCUCGAUACUGCCGAGAUGUAAACGAAUGCUCUAGCAACAACGGUGGGUGUGAUCACAUCUGCACUAAUACCGCGGGAAGUUAUUACUGUACCUGCCGGCCUGGUUACCACCUGUCAGGGACGCAUCAAUGUAUUGGUGACUCAGAUGACAAUGAGUGUGAAGUAGAGAACGGUGGAUGUCAGCAAAUCUGCGUCAACACUGACGGAAGUUUCUAUUGUUCCUGUCAACCCGGAUAUGCCUUGGAUGCCAACGGUGUUACCUGUAGCGAAGUAAAUGAGUGUCAUUCAAACGAACUGCAAGACUGCCACUACUGCAUCAACACCCCUGGUUCGUUUCGCUGUACUUGUCGAGACGGACACAGGCUAGUCAAUGAAAGAGAAUGUCGUGGAUGUUGA